Molecule: messenger RNA, 2519 nt
Organism: Scophthalmus maximus (turbot)
Lineage: Eukaryota; Metazoa; Chordata; Actinopteri; Pleuronectiformes; Scophthalmidae
Gene: rab10
Product: RAB10, member RAS oncogene family
Exons: 6
Coding region: 728-1333 (201 amino acids)
Biological process (GO): cellular response to insulin stimulus
Cellular component (GO): recycling endosome; Golgi apparatus; insulin-responsive compartment
Molecular function (GO): GTP binding; GTPase activity
Source: RefSeq, a predicted model, not a curated record
UGCAGGGUGUCGCCGUGGAGGCUCCCAUUCGAAGGCGACGGCGGUCGUCUACAUUUCGGUUCUAAUCUCUCCAGCCAGAGGGGGGGAAAAGAAAGAAAAAAAGAAGUAAUAAUUUCGCACUAGCGGCGAAAUUGACACGCGUUUGACUUUUGCCGGAUUUUUAUAUCCCCGAACUCGUCUCUCGGUCGAGCUUGUGGCGGCGGCGGCGGCGCUCUGGAAUGACGGGGUGUGCCGAGAAUUUGAAUUAGCUGCAGUUAGUUUGAAGGAAGAGUGAGUCGGGGGUAGAGAGAGAGAGAGAGAGAGAGAGAGAGAGAGAGAGAGAGAGGAGCCAUUUUGUCCCGACUGUGUGGGAGAAAAGAAAGAGUGGAAAAGAGGAAUCACACCGGGAGGAGGAGAUCCUGCUUGUUGCUUUCUGUUCUCAUGCUGUAAGAGAGAGAGGGAGAGAGAGAGACAGAGGAACAUUCACGUCGCGGACACGUCUACGGAUUCGGGUGCGUGUUUUAGCCCCAACUAGCUCCUCCAAGCUAAUCAACAACAAAUCCCAGAUUGUUUAACUGUGAACGAGUCAAAAAAGGAAGAAAAGGACCGGUUGUGUCUGCUGGACCGGAAGGAGCUGGCUUCAGACGUGCACACGGGCCGUUGUUAGGUUAUUCCAUCUUUUUUUUGUUUUGGGGGGGGGGGGUCAUCUCUAUCUGGGUGGACACAAGUUUUUUCCUCCGCUUUUCCAAUGGCGAAGAAGACGUACGACCUGCUGUUCAAGCUGCUGCUCAUCGGGGACUCGGGCGUGGGGAAGACCUGUGUGCUGUUCCGCUUCUCCGACGACGCCUUCAACACCACCUUCAUCUCCACCAUAGGAAUUGACUUCAAGAUCAAAACUGUUGAAUUGCAAGGAAAGAAGAUCAAACUACAGAUCUGGGACACAGCGGGACAGGAGCGGUUCCACACCAUCACCACCUCCUACUACAGAGGAGCCAUGGGCAUCAUGCUGGUCUACGACAUCACCAACGCCAAGAGCUUCGAGAACAUCAGCAAAUGGCUGCGCAACAUUGACGAGCACGCAAAUGAGGACGUCGAAAGGAUGCUGCUAGGCAACAAGUGUGACAUGGAGGACAAGAGGGUCGUACCAAAAGCCAAGGGGGAGCAGAUCGCGAGGGAGCACGGCAUUAGGUUUUUUGAGACGAGCGCUAAGGCCAACAUCAGCAUCGAGAAGGCUUUCCUCACGUUAGCGGAAGACAUACUCAGAAAGACGCCUGUAAAAGAGCCCAACAGUGAAAACGUCGACAUCAGCAGUGGAAGUGGAGUCACAGGCUGGAAGAGCAAGUGCUGCAGUUGAACAACUCCUCUGUCUCACUCACACUAACACACACACACAGACACGCACGCACGCACGCACACACACACACAGACACGCACGCACGCACGCAUGCACACACACACACACACGACACACGACACACAGCGACUCUCUCUCUCUCUCUCACUCUCUCUAACGGCUAACUCUAACUCUCUUGCCCUCUAACCUGUCUCAUGAGUUUUUCUUGCACACUGACUCUCUCUCUCUCUUUUAUCAGAAUAAAACAAUAAACCACUUCACUUGUUUAAUCCUCCUCCUCCCCCGCCUUUCCUCCCUCCUCCUCCUCCUCCACCAUCCUCCACCAUCUUCCUCCUCCCACUCCACCAUAUUUUUUUUUCCAUCUGAUGAUCCUUUUUAUUUCUGAUAAAAAGAGAAAUCCAGUCACGUUUCUUGUCAUUUGUUUUAAAGGUUGUUGAAAAAAAAGAAGAAAAAAAAAAGUGUGAAAAGACAAGCUCAUGUUUUUAAUAUUUCCUUUGCCUGAGCUCACCUGGUUGGACACCCCUCACCUUCUUAACCCCACCCCCACCCCCCUUAUAACCCACAGCACUCACCUUCAGUCAGAGGAAAUAAAAAUAAAAAAUAAUUAAAAAAAAAAAAAACGAAGAAGACAAAUGUAGGAUUAACAUUUUGUACAUUACGUGAGCUUUCUGUUGUCUAACCAUAUUCGGUCAUUUUACGAUUUGUUACCAAGUGACGGAGGCGUGGCCAGCUCCUUUUGUAAUGUGGGGGUUUAUUUUUGUCCUGUGCCUUAUAUGGAAGACAGGGGCGGGGCUGUGUGGUGGGCGGAGCCACAUCCACCCAAUUUAAAAAUUACCAGUUUAAUAUUCUGUCGGUUCUGACGAGCCGAAGCGGAAACGUUUGAAUUUCUCCUCCAGCCAAGAGAACGGCAUUAUACAGUAUGUCCUGUUUAUUGAUGUGUUUUGUGUUUUUGUCCGAUUUAUUUUACUUUUUAUUUUCAUUUUUUUCCUUAUUUGGGUUGAAUUUUAUUUUGGUUCUUUUUUUCUUUUUUUUUUCCUGCAUGCAGAUUUCUUUGAGUUGGAAGCGUUUCUGUAACGUCGUGUAACGUUUGCCACUGGGUAACUGUGGGAGGGAGGUUACGCAAGUUCUCUUUGGAAAUUCAAACAAUUUUUGCUGAUCCAUUAAAAAUAAGCUUGUUUAAGUUAAA